This is a messenger RNA of Penicillium robsamsonii, 423 nucleotides long. RefSeq lists its product as uncharacterized. Bases 1 to 423 code for a protein of 140 amino acids. The transcript has a single exon. The record is from RefSeq and is a predicted model, not a curated record. Lineage: Eukaryota; Fungi; Ascomycota; Eurotiomycetes; Eurotiales; Aspergillaceae.
AUGCCUCCAGUAUUCUCAUCCUGGCAAGACAAGCUCCAGCACGAGUGCCGCAGCUUCAGAGACAAAUUGGAUGCCCAGUCCCAUAUUCUCCAGCACGAUCCAGAUGGUCGAGGAGCGGAGCGCCACAUAGAUGUCUCUCGGGCGGUAGUAAAGCUGUCUGCUCAGGCGGAUCGGAUCAUAGACAUUGCACUUUGUAUGGUUUCCGAUGCUCCGGAUAGCGAUAUUAUUCGUCGGAAUACUACCUUUUGGUGCCGUGAGGAGAAUGGUCGUUACAAGUUCGAGAACGUGUUCGUUACCAUGGAGCAUGACUUGGUCCAUGUAGUGUUGGCUCUUAAGAAGGACCCGUGUCAGUGCAAAUGUAAUUAUAUGGGUGCGCGUCUUGAUAGGAUCGCACGGAAGGUUGCAUUUAACCUUAACGUUUAG